This is a messenger RNA of Saprolegnia parasitica CBS 223.65, 647 nucleotides long. RefSeq lists its product as hypothetical. The record is from RefSeq and is a predicted model, not a curated record. Gene Ontology annotation, molecular function: protein binding. The transcript has a single exon. The coding region runs from base 19 to 576 and encodes 185 amino acids. NCBI's taxonomy places the organism in Eukaryota, Oomycota, Saprolegniomycetes, Saprolegniales, Saprolegniaceae.
AAUUGGCAAAGUCAAACCAUGCGCGAAGACUGGCCAUCGCCCGAGGUCCCGUACCUGGCGCAGAACGACGUCUGUUGCGAGCUCACGGCGCCGACGACUGCUGACGACGUGCCGAGCGAAGCGCCUCGGCCGCCGUACCGCGUGCGCAUUGCGCGCAUCACAGACCCGGCGCACCCGGCGCACAACGAAUUUGGCCUCUUCGCCGCCGAGCCGAUUCCUGCCCACGCCUUCGUGCUCAACUACAUUGGCCGCGUGCACCUCCAGAGCACGUACCCAGACUCGGACUACGCCGUGACGUACUAUGGCGCCUUUGCGAUUGACGCGACAGACGCGGGGAACGAAGCGCGCUUCAUCAACGACUACCGCAACAUUGGCCCGCGCCCCAACGUCGCCUUUGACACGUACAAGGAAGCAAGAAGCGAUGGCGACGUCAGCAGGAUACACGUCGGCGUCUAUAGCCUCAACAAGCCGAUCGCAGAAGGCGAAGAGAUCUUGGGCAACUACGGCCGCGCGUACUGGCGCGCACGCGGAGUCAAGGGCUACCUCGGCCCGGACUGGGACGACGACUGGGACUAACGUACUCUUUCGCGAUCGCUUGCAUUUGUGUAAGAGCGCUUUGAAUACAACAGCGCUGUUGCCGCUUAUGC